AUGAGCGCCACACCGCCGCCGCCGCCGCCGCUAGACACGGCCGGAAAGAAGGGCCAUGUAAGGAAUACGCCCUCGAUUGACGAGCGCAGAGUUGCGGUGCCGCGGAGGAGAACGAAGGGGCCGUUGGACUUUGAGGAGAACCCACCCCCGAAACCCUCCGACCUGCUCUCCCCCACCUCGCCCACCACAACCACAACCACAACCCCCACCCCCGUCUCCCCCUCCCCCUCUCCGACCCCAACCCCCAUCCCCAACACACCCCUCACCCCCGCCAAAGACCACACCUUCCUCCGCCACCCCCCCCUCUUCCACCCCCUCCCCCCCACCCUCCUCCCACCCCCCUACCACGCCCUCCCCGCGCCCCCACCCACCACCCCCCUCCCAACCCUCAUCACAUCCGGCCACCUCCGCUCCGCCGCCAUCUCCGCUGCCACCACCCUCGCAGACCCCACCAUCCCCCUCACACCCGCCGAGAUCUACAGACUAUGGUACAUCCGCCUCGCCACCCUCACCCUCCUCUCCCUGACGCCCACGGCCGCGCAGGAGGUCCGCGCACUGAGUGAUCUCAACUCGUCGUUCUACAAGGACCCCGUCUCCGGCGCGUGUCUGCUGCCGUGGGAGCUCCGAGUGCUCGCGGUGCGCCUGCAGGCCGUGGCCUACGGCGACUGGAGGAGGGCCGUCGCGAUGUACUAUGAGCUGGGGCGGGAGGCGCGGGGCGCCGUUGUAGCCGCGGGGGGUGGGGAGGCGGCGGGGGUGUGGCGGGAGCGGCUGGUGGAGCUGGGCGUGCGGGUUGGGAGCGCGUUGGUGGAGAUGGGGGAUGUGGGGGGCGCGGCGAGGCAUCUUGUUGGUGUGCGGGGGGGCGGGGAGGGGGUGGUGGUCGCGAGGGCGCUGCUGUGGGUGAGGGCCGGGAAUGUGGAUGCUGCACGGGGGUGUCUGGGGGAGUUGGGGGAGGGGGCGGCGAGGGGGGUGUUGGCGGCGCUGUUGGUGAUGGCGGAUGGGCGGUGGGGGGAGGCGGUGGAGGCGUGGCGGGGGUUGGAGGGGGUGGGGGCCGUGGGCGAGGUGUGUAGGAGGUGUAAUGAGGCGGUGUGUCUGCUGUAUACGGGGCGCUUGGAGGAGGCGCGGGGCGUGCUGGAGGGGCUGGUGGAUGAGGGGAGUGUGGCCGCGGGGGGCGUGUUUAAUCUGGCGACGGUGUAUGAGCUGUGUAGUGAUGCGUCGAGGGGGUUGAAGAUGCGGCUGGCGGAGAGGGUGGCGGGGUUGGGGGUUGAGAUGGUGGGUGCGAGCUUUAAGAUGUAG
This is a messenger RNA of Morchella sextelata, 1293 nucleotides long. RefSeq lists its product as uncharacterized. Gene Ontology annotation, cellular component: Golgi apparatus; TRAPP complex. The record is from RefSeq and is a predicted model, not a curated record. The transcript is spliced from 3 exons. Bases 1 to 1293 code for a protein of 430 amino acids. NCBI's taxonomy places the organism in Eukaryota, Fungi, Ascomycota, Pezizomycetes, Pezizales, Morchellaceae.